Molecule: messenger RNA, 3096 nt
Organism: Temnothorax curvispinosus
Lineage: Eukaryota; Metazoa; Arthropoda; Insecta; Hymenoptera; Formicidae
Product: trichohyalin-like
Exons: 3
Coding region: 1-3096 (1031 amino acids)
Source: RefSeq, a predicted model, not a curated record
AUGACGGCAAGAUCUCCUAAAAAAGACUCGGAGAUAAGUGUGAAGGAGUUGGGAGAAAGAAUGGGAGAAAUGAUGGAGGAAUUUAGGGCAGUGAGAGAAGAGCUAAGGGAGGGUUUCAAGGAGCAGGGUAGGAAGAUGAGAGAAGAGAUAGAGGAUCUGAGAAGGGAGUUUAGGGAGCCUGGGUUGGAAAAUAAAGAUAAGGAUUUUUGGGAAGGGCUGAAGAAAGAAGAUGUGUUAGUCAUGUUAGAGACCUGGAUAGGAGAAAAGGGUUGGGAAAGAAUAAGGGGGAGACUUCCAAAAGGGUACGAGUGGGGGGUGCAAAUGGCGAAGAAAAAGAACAAAAAAGGAAGAGCAAUAGGAGGGAUGAUAAUGGGAAUAAGGAAAGGAUUAAAAGAAAAGGGAACGGCAAUAGAAGUAGAGAGGGAGGGUUGGAUUGUGGGAAAGGUCAGAACAGGUGGCGAGAACUGGAAUAUUAUAGGGGUGUAUGCAAAGAAAGAGGGGAUGGAGGAGAUCGUACAGGAGUUAGGAGAUAGAAUGGAAAAGAAAGAAGAAGGAAGGUAUACGAUAAUUGGGGGAGAUUUUAAUGCGAGGACUGGUCAAGAAGGUGGGAGGAUAGAGGAAGAGGAGGGAGGAGGACUGGGAGAAGGAAGAAGAUCGAAGGACAAGAAGGUGGACAAAGAGGGGAGGCUGUUGGUAAGGAGCUUAGAGGAGAGAGGAUGGGAGAUAUUUAAUGGAAAUGUGAGAGGGGACGAGGAGGGGGAGUUUACUUUCACGGGGGGAAGAGGAGGUACGGUGAUUGAUUACAUAAUAGGGGAAGGAGAAGUAAGAGAGAAGAUAGUGAGCAUGGUAGUGGGGGAGAGAAUAGACUCGGACCAUCACCCAUUGGAAAUAGAAGUAAGAAGAGGGGAAGAGGAGGAAGGCAGGAGAGGAGGGUGGAAGAAAAGAAGAAGGGGGGUGUGGAACGAGGAAGGAACAAAGAGGUUUAGAGAAAAAAUAGGAGAGGUGGAAGAAAAAGAAGAAGAGUUGAAUAAGGAAUGGGAAGAAAUGGAAACAAGAAUAACAGAGGCAAUAAAAGAAGUAGAGGAGGAGCUGGGAAAUAAGAAAGGGAAGGUGGGAUGGUGGGAUGAGGAAUGUCGAGAAGCGAAGAAAGAGACAAGGAGAAAAUUAAGGGAUUGGAGGAAGAAAAGAGGAGAGGCCAGUGCGUACAAGGAAAGGAGGAAAGAAGUUAAGGAGAUAUGUAAGAGAAAGAAGGAAGAGGAGAACCAGAGAUGGGAGAGAAAAGUGGAGGAAGCAAGGAGGGAGGCGGAGGUAUGGGAGAUAGUGAAUAGGGAGAGAAGACAAAGGAGGGGAAUAGAGGAAGGAAUAGAAGAGGAGGAAUGGAAAGAGCACUUUAUGAAGUUAUUAGGAGGAGUAGAGGGGAGGGUGUACACGGCUAUUCUGGCGGAGAGGAUAAGGGAGGAGAUAGAGGGAAAGAGAAUGGUACCGCACAACCAGACAGGUUUUAGAAAGGGAAUGGGAACGAUAGACAACAUUUACGUGUUGAACUACAUGGUGAACAGAAGGUUAGAGAAGAAAGGGGGAAAACUAAUAGCAUGCUUUGUGGACCUUAAGGCGGCGUUCGAUUCGGUGGAUAGAGGAAUAUUAAUAAAAGCUAUGAGAGAAAGGGGAAUAAGGGAAGGACUGGUGAGAAGGACGGAAGAGAUGUUAAGAGAGACGAAGAGUAGGGUAAGAGGAGGAAACGAAUUGGGAGAAGUAUUCUGGACGGGGAGGGGAGUAAGGCAGGGAUGCCCUUUGAGCCCGAUUCUGUUCAAUGUGUUGCUAGCAGACCUGGAAGAGGAAAUGGGUAGAGUUAAAUGGGGAGGGAUAAGGCUAGGAGGCAAGAGGGUGUAUACUCUGGCCUAUGCGGAUGAUAUAGUGCUAAUCGCGGAGGACGAGGAUCAAAUGAGGAGUCUGAUAGAAAGACUAGAGGGGUACCUGGGCAGGAAGAGAUUGGAAUUGAACGUGGGGAAAACAAAAAUAAUGAGGUUUAGGAAAGGAGGAGGGAGGGACAGUAAGAGGAAGUGGAGAUGGGAAGGAAAAGAGUUAGAAGAGGUGAGGGAAUUUCGGUAUUUAGGAUACGUGUUUCAAAGAAAUGGAGGGCAGGAAGCCCAAAUAAGGGAAAGGAUCAAAAAGGCGGCCGCAGUGAUGGGAAAAGUAUGGGGGAUAGGGAAGAGGAGAUUCGGGAAAGACUGGGGAAAAAGACUGUGGCUGUUCGAUAGACUGGUGUGGACGGUGUUGAGUUAUGGAGCGGAAAUAUGGGGAUGGAGAGAAAGGGAAGGAAUGGAAAGAAUGGAAGAAAGGUACAUUAGAUGGGUAUUGGGAGCGGAUGUGAGAACACCGUGGUAUUUAGUGAGGGAGGAGUUACAAAGGGAGAAAUUAAGAGGGAGAGCAGGAAUGAGGGCAUGGAGAUUUGAGAAAAAGUUAGAGGAAGGUGGAGGAAGUGAAUUGGCGAGGGCUGCCUGGGAAGAGUUGAAGGAAAGAGAGAGGGAAGGGAAAGCUGGCUCAGAUUGGGAAAGAGAGAGAGGAAAGUUCUUCGAAGACAGAGGUGUGGGGUUAAAAGAGGUGGAAAAGAUGAGAGGAGAUGGAGACGAAUGGUUUCUUAAAUUGUUUGAAGGGGAUAGGGAGACGCAGAGGAGAGAGAGAUGGGAGAGGAUCGAGAAAUCGGAAUAUAAUAAAUGGUAUAAGUGGAUAAAGGGAGAGGGUAUCCCGGGAUAUUUGAAGAAGGGUUGGGGAGAAAGUAGAUGGGGAAGGGUGGCGAGAUACAGACUAGGGAACGAGAUAGGAGAGAGCAGAUACUGGGAAGCGGAGGAGAAAAAGAAGUGUAGAUUGUGUGAGAACAAAGAGGAAACGUGGGAGCAUGUAUGGGAAGAAUGUAGAAGAUGGAAUUCAGGAAAGGGAAGCUGGCAGGAGGCGGUAGGAUGGGUCUUGGACGAGGAAGGAAGAGGAGAGGAAUGGAUGCUAGAAUUAGAAGGGGAGAGAAGGAGUGGAAAGGGAGAUUUAGAAGAGUUAAAGGAGGGUAGUGGGGAAGACGGAAGGGGAAAGGGGGGAGGAGGAUAA